This is a messenger RNA of Ctenopharyngodon idella (grass carp), 1219 nucleotides long. Its product is annotated as cytosolic 5'-nucleotidase 1A-like. Bases 60 to 893 code for a protein of 277 amino acids. Gene Ontology annotation, biological process: adenosine metabolic process; nucleotide metabolic process. The record is from RefSeq and is a predicted model, not a curated record. Gene Ontology annotation, cellular component: cytosol; cytoplasm. Lineage: Eukaryota; Metazoa; Chordata; Actinopteri; Cypriniformes; Xenocyprididae. Gene Ontology annotation, molecular function: magnesium ion binding; nucleotide binding; 5'-nucleotidase activity. The transcript is spliced from 6 exons.
CAAGCACUGAAAGCAGGAAAGACAAAAUUAGGAAAACAACCGCAUCUUCUGAGUUCACAAUGACAUCAUUCACCAUUGCAGUGUCAUCACGUGCAUUAUUCAGACAAGAGACAGGGGAUAAAGGAGUUGCUUUUCCAUUUGUCAAGGCUCUUACAAUGGUGAAUCAACGUUUGACUGAGCUGGACCAAGCCACUGAAGAGCAGUUUGAAAUUGUGCUGAUACCUUCUGAUGGUCAGGACAUUGAUCACCUGACCAAGAACAUUGAAAAAUACGGGCUGAAAAGUGACCGAGUCCGUAUGAUUACUGGUGAAAAACCCCUCCUUGAUCUUCUUAAUGAGAUCGAGCCUGUUCUCUACCUGUCCACAAAUCCACAGAAUGUGAAAGAGGCCAUCACUGCAGGACAUGGAGCAGCCACAAUGUUCCAGGGAGAUUACCACGAGCCCAGUGAUGAAGUGUUACGUGUGGCCUUUGAUGGUGAUGGAGUCCUGUUUUCAGACGAGUCAGAGAGAGUCUACAAAGAGAAAGGGCUACAAAGUUUCUAUGAUAAUGAACGUGAUAAUGAGGACGAACCUUUGAUACAGGGCCCACUAAGUAAGUUUUUUCAAGCAUUGGUACAUCUCCAGCAGAAAUUCGGUCUGCAAAAUUGUCCGAUUCGUACCUACUUGGUAACAUCACGUGGCACAUCAAGUCCUGGAUUAAGAGCCCUGAAGACUCUUCAGAGGGAUAAGCUGGAGAUAAAUGAGGCAUUCUUUCUGUGUGGUGCCCAUAAAGGGCCUGUGCUAAAAGCAAUCAAACCUCACAUUUUCUUUGACGACCAGACUCCACACAUUGACGGAGCCCUUCAAAAUGGGGUUAUUGGUGCUCAUGUACCUUAUGGUGUGAGAAAUGAGUGAGAAUUAAACCUGAUUUGAUUUGUAAAGGCAUGACAUGCACUGCCCUGCAGGUGGUGUAGCACAAUACUUUCUUCUAUAAUGUAUUUUAUAAGGUCAGGACAGCUAAAUUUGGUUUUAAGGUUUAAAGCGUAAAAGAAAUUAAGGCAAAAGCUGAUUUUAAGGUAUUAAAGGUGAAAUUAAUCAAAUCAUUACCUAAAUGACUAUUUCUUUGUCUUGGGGCCAUAUGUAUAAAGCUGCUCAGAGCAAAUUCUAAGAAUGAUGAAAUUUUAGUCUUAUACCUAGUCCUAAGAAUAAGUGUGAUUAAUAAAGGUUCCUAUAUGUGUUAA